Molecule: messenger RNA, 1927 nt
Organism: Bolinopsis microptera
Lineage: Eukaryota; Metazoa; Ctenophora; Tentaculata; Lobata; Bolinopsidae
Product: SPRY domain-containing protein 3-like
Exons: 10
Coding region: 170-1357 (395 amino acids)
Molecular function (GO): protein binding
Source: RefSeq, a predicted model, not a curated record
AGGGUGCGAUGUUUUCACUGAAAUCACUGCUGGAUAAAGUGACUUCAGUGCAGUCAGAUCUAACAGAUAAACUAAGCAUCUCUCCGGGGUGGGAAAGAGAAACUCCUGACUUUCCUGAAGAUGUUGAUCUUUCUACUGGUACAGAGUUGCUGAACAAGUACCAGCAGCUAUGGGAACAGAUACACCACAUGUCCAUGUCUCAAGCAGAGGAGGGGCUGCUGCAGCUGCAUCUAUCACACGACUACACUCCUGGUUGGGCAGGCAGGAUGCUCUCAUGACUCAGCUGACUACUGGGAUCGCUGAGCUGCCACUGUUGACGGAAACUGUUGAGAAAUGCACUGCAAAGACAACACCUGUGAAGUAUGAGGUGAAGUGUGUAGACAUGUGGGAGUGUGAUGACCAGGUGGCUUGUGACGGCUACUAUCUCACUAACUCUGCUAAAUCUCACGGUACCGCUACUUUCAACAGAAACUUCGCUGAGUUCCCGCAAAUCGUGUUCACGGUACACGUGGUGGAGCUAGGAGAAGGAUUUAAAGUAGGGUUUGUUAACGAUGAUAAAAUAAUGGAUCUGUUAGUGGUUACGGGGGAAGGGAGCGUAUCUGGCUCUCAGCCUAUUUGUCAGAACGAUUCUAAAGUAACGGUGCAGCUAACAGAUAAGCAUGUUGCAGUGUAUAUAGAUGAUAUGACUGUCUCCAACUGUGAGAUGAAAUAUGACGAGACGGCGUACCCACAACUAACCCUACGACCAGGGGCUGCCCUUCUAUUCGAUAUGUCUCUCUCCUUAUCCAACAUUGCUACUUCAGUAACGGUUCUCAGAAAACAGGGCAUUACCUGCACUAACCCUGACCCUUACACUUACCAUCUAGAUGCAAUCUCUAAUACAAUGAACAAAGAGUCAAAUUCGUGCAGUGUCAUAUUCGACAGACUUAUUUCGGCUAAGCACCAUUUCUACCAGCUGAAGAUAGUAGAAUGUGGGGCUGACUCAGCAGUAGGGGUCGGUUUAGCAGACAGGUCUCAUGAACCCAGCAAGUUUCCCGGUUGGAAGAAAAAGUCUUGUGGUUAUCAUUCUGAUGAUGGUAUACUGUACAAGAAAGGACAUCACAAUAAAGUGAUGCCAACCUGUGCCGUGGGGGACGUAAUGGGUUGCGGUAUUCGGUUUCCUGAUCGUGACAUAGUUAACAUACCAAGAGGCAAUGGCGACGCUUCAAAAGGAGAAACGGUGACGGUUUACUUCACAAAAAACUCGUUAGAAGUCGGCGACGUUUCUAUGACGAUACCUGAAGGAGGACUCUUUCCUACAAUCGGACUCAGUGAGGGUGACCGAGUGACUGUAGACUUCGCUGCUGCCUCCGGAUAGAAGCGUCACGUGGUGUGACGUCACUUUCGAAUAUGGGAAAUAGAUUUUAUACCUAUUGGAUGUGUUUUAAUUUGUUUUAUCAUAUCUUAUAUUCAUUUAGAUGUAGUAGUCUGUGGACUGGGGUAGUCCUCUUUUAUUCCACAACUUAUAUUGAUGUUUUGGAUGGAGUUAUGAAGUAAAUGUUCAGCCCAAACAUUUCGUACUUUUAUUUCAAUUCACUGAAUAAAAGCCUUGUUUUUUCCAGCUGUCACUUUAUUCUACAUGUUUUGCUGACUAUUUUGUAACGUUUUUAUAUUUCAUCUUAUUUUUGUUCGAUUACAAUUUUAUAAUUCAUUUGUUUUCAUUAUGUUUAAAAUCAAGCAUGUCCGCCGCGAUAACGUAGCAUCGUACCAUUAUUAUGUUGAUUUACGGACCAGAAAGGAAUCGCAACAAAAUGAUACAGUAUUUUAUUUUAUUGAUAUUAAAUUUAAGUUAAAUUCGACUCAUCAAUUCUAAGCUACUUAAUUUUCAAAUUGGUGUUGAAAUUCUCGUUCUACUUGUUUUUAUCAUAGAUAAUUUACUAAUAAGUUC